Molecule: messenger RNA, 1247 nt
Organism: Astrephomene gubernaculifera
Lineage: Eukaryota; Viridiplantae; Chlorophyta; Chlorophyceae; Chlamydomonadales; Astrephomenaceae
Source: the annotation of a GenBank genome assembly
CUUGUAUUCUAUACUAAACGUAUACCUUAGUGGGAAGAAUUGGCAAAACAGCUCUCACAAGGGCGCAUUGCUUCAUUUCUAUUGUUCCAAGACGGUAGCUUAGGAGUGCAGAUCAUGACAAGCUUACUGAAGAAUGUCCUAGUGACGGGAGGUUCAGGUUACUUGGGCCAGUUCCUUGUGCAUGCUCUGGCGAAGGAAUACAAGGUUCAUUACACGUACGGUACUCAUCCAUUGUGGUCAGCUCCGGAAGGCGCCAUCGCGCAUAAGGUGGACCUGGUUACUGGUGAAGGACUGCGGGAGGCUUUCCAACAGGCAACCUUCCAUGCAGUGGUCAACUGCGCAGCUAUGAGCCAGCCGGGUGCGUGUGAAGCGUCCCCCGAGGCAGCAAGGUCUGUCAACGUGCCCAUACACCUGGUGGACUGCUUGCUGCACCAGGAGGAGCGGGGCGGGGGGCCGGCGGUGCUCGUACACAUCUCAACAGACCAAGUGUACGACGGAUCCAAGGCCCACUGGAAGGAGGACGACCCAUGCACGCCAGUCAACGUGUACGGCAGGACGAAGCUAGAGGCGGAGCAGCUCCUGCUGGCGCGCCUACCCGAGCCCUACCCGCUGCUCAUCCUCCGCAGCAGCAUCAUCUACGGCCCGCCCCCGCCCGAAACCGUGCACCGAACGCUCUUCCUGCAGUUCGUGGCCGCAGCUGUGCAGGGCGACAAGCCCACCACCUUCUUCUCCGACGAGUGGCGCAACCCGGUGUAUGUGAGGGACCUGCAGCGGCUGGUGCUGCUGGCCGUACGGCGGUGUACGGACACUGAUGUUGGUGCUGCUGGUGCUGCUGCAGGGGCAGCAGCAGUAGACGCCCUACAGGAGGAGGUGCCGGGGACCUCGCACUCGUGCGCAGGUGCCGCUGAGAGCAGGAGCGCAGUGCAGGGCGCGACAGGGCCCGAGGCAGCGGAGCAGCAGCAGCCGCAGCAGGAUGGGCAGCAGGAGGGGCGGCUGCUGUGGCGGCACCGCGUGUUCAACGCGGGGGGCCCGGAGCGGCUGUCGAGGGUUGACAUGGCUCGGCAGGUGGCUGACUGCCUGGGCUGCGGCUACAACUCCAUCGUUGCAGUCCCGAGCUCUUCUGUUUCCAGGUCCGCGGCCAGCCCCCCCGACAUCUCCAUGGACGUUACCCGCCUGGCAGCCGACCUGGGUUUCCGUAUGACACCCUUCCGAGAGGCCCUUCAGGAGAUAUUUAGGUCUUCAGAUCU